Messenger RNA from Pistacia vera, 705 nucleotides. Its product is annotated as wall-associated receptor kinase-like 1. Gene Ontology annotation, biological process: cell surface receptor signaling pathway; protein phosphorylation. Bases 1 to 705 code for a protein of 234 amino acids. The record is from RefSeq and is a predicted model, not a curated record. Lineage: Eukaryota; Viridiplantae; Streptophyta; Magnoliopsida; Sapindales; Anacardiaceae. The transcript has 3 exons. Gene Ontology annotation, molecular function: monooxygenase activity; ATP binding; heme binding. Gene Ontology annotation, cellular component: plasma membrane.
AUGCGCUUAAGAAUUGCCACAGAAGUUGCAGAUGCUCUUUCUUACUUGCACUCAGCAGCUUCCAUGGCUAUCUACCAUCGAGACAUCAAGUCUGCAAAUAUACUCUUGGAUAAUAAGUACCGAGCAAAAGUCGCUGAUUUUGGGAUUUCAAAAUGCAUUGAGAUUGACCAAACUCAUGCAACCACAAAAGUAGUUAAAGGGACAAUCGGUUACAUGGACCCAGAGUAUUUUCAGUCAAGGCAAUUCACUAAUAAAAGUGAUGUCUAUAGUUUUGGGGUAGUACUUAUUGAGCUUUUAACUGAACAGAAACCAAUAUCAUCAAAAGGUGGAAGUUUGGUGCAAAAGUUUAUUGAGUUAAUGAAGGAGAAUCAUUUAAAUAUGCAGUUUAGGCACCAGAUGUUGACUCCACCGACUGAAAGAUUUCAGAAAAUUCAAAAGGAAGCUCCUGUGGAUCAGACUGAGAGAGCAAAGUUAGGCUCUAUCUACAGCUCAUUUUCAUCAAUUGGUGGUACCGCCAAUCCUUGUGGGACCGGGAGUCAAACACUACUAGUUGCGGGAACAGACACAACCUCGGUGAUUGCAGAAUGGGCUAUGUCACUUCUCCUCAACCAUCCUCUUGUGCUAAAGAGAGCUAGAGCUGAGCUUGACCAUCAUGUUGGUCAUGGCCGUUUAGCAGAAGAACCUGAUUUGGUCAUGGCCGUUUAG